Juglans microcarpa x Juglans regia is the source of this 1953-nucleotide messenger RNA. RefSeq lists its product as uncharacterized. The transcript has 5 exons. The record is from RefSeq and is a predicted model, not a curated record. Lineage: Eukaryota; Viridiplantae; Streptophyta; Magnoliopsida; Fagales; Juglandaceae. The coding region runs from base 1 to 1953 and encodes 650 amino acids.
AUGGGGUUUAUUAUCUCAGAGGCAGAGAUGAGUAAGGCUGUAGAGGAUCUUCGGUUUGCUCUGGUUCUAAAAUUCCUUAGACAAAGACCAUCGAUUGACAGAGUGAGGCUGGCCAUUGUGAAAACUCGGGGCUUGUUGGAAAUCCCGACAGUGAGUUUUAUGGAUAACUAUCAUGUGUUAGUACAGAUGGGUAGUGAAAGAGAUUUUGUCCAUGGCUGGGCGAGGGAAGGUCGAACAAUGGAUGGUUACAGUUUUCGAAUUUUCUGUUGGACCAGAGAGUUUGAUUUAAAGGCGGAACUAGAUGUGGCUGCUCAAUGGGUUUUUCUUCUUGGAUUGCCGAUGCAUCUGUAUAGGAAGGACUGUCUCCAGAGUUUGGCUAGUCGAUUUGGAAGGUAUCUGGCUACAGAUCAAGCAACGUUGGCCCGUUCUAGAGCAACUGGUGCACGUAUCUGUGUGGAACUUAAUUUGUCGGCUGAGUUGGUCCAAGGUUUUCCUAUUGUUGUGGCUAACAAGAAGAUCUGGCAGCCAGUAAAGUAUGAGAAAUUGGGUUAUUAUUGUGAGAAAUGUAGGAGGUCAGGGCAUACCUCGAUGGUUUGUAGGGUGGGACAGCAACGAGGGAUUAGAAACAGGGAGGAAAGAGUGGGUCCGGAUAGAAAUGAGGGCAAGCGAAAAAUGUGGCGUGAGAAGCAGAAGGAUCCUGUUGUGAUUUUGUUAAAGCCACCAGUGGUGGAGGAGUUGCAGGAAGACCAGCCUAGUAUACCAAGUCAAAUUGAGAAGGGCAAAGAAAUUGUUCGGGUGGUGGAAAAUCAGGGGGGUAAGGAUGUGGGUGUUGUAGAUGGGGAUAUGAUAGAUGGGCGAAAAGAGGUGGUUGGGCAGGGACACGUUGUGGAAAAUAGUCCACCACUUGUCUUAAGGCGCUCUCCAAUUCUGGAUUUCUUGAUUCGAGACGAUGAGAACAGAUUAGCCUGGGAGGUUGGAGGAUCUACUAAGGCAAUUGAUGAGGCUGUGCAAGAGAAAGGCUAUGAUUCGGAGAAUGGAAAGAAGGCAUUGGCUACCAGGUUGAAAAAUAAGAGUGGUCAGUGUCCGAUUAUUGCAAUUGCGGAAUCGUUUGUGGGGGAAGAUAAAUUAGCUGACUUGGCAAGGUUUUUGGGAUUUACAAAUUUAUGUUCAAAUGCAUCAAUGGAUGAUAAAUUGUGGCUUCUUUGGCAAGAGGAAUUAAUGUUGGAUAUGGUGGAUAUGACUGAUCAGGUUAUUACAGUUUUAAUCACAAAAGGGAGUAUGCAAGUGUUGCUGUCUUUGGUUUAUGCCAAAUGUAGGUAUGUGGAAAGACGUGAGUUGUGGAAUUCUUUGAGGAGCACGGCUAGUGUUAACAUUCCAUGGUUGGUAGCUGGAGAUUUUAACAUUAUUUGUAAUGACGGAGAAAGGAUAGAGGGAGCGCCUAGACUAGCCAUUAUGAUGAAUGAAUUUAACGAGUGUCUGGAUUCUUGUGGAUUAAUGGAUUUACUAGUUAAGGGCAGAUUGAUGACUUGGUGUAAUGGGCACCAGGGAUGUGCUCGUAGCUGGGCUCGAUUAGAUAGAGUGGUAAUGAAGUUUGCUUGUCUGGAAACAGCAUCGUCAGUAUUUGUGGAGUCCUUGUCCAGGAAGUUGUCAGAUCAUGCACCAUUACUGGUUAAAGGGUCGAGUGGUGUGGGGAGAUAUGGACCUACGCCUUUUCGAUUUCAAAAUAUGUGGUUGCCACAUUCUACUUUCCUAAAGGAAGUGGAGUUGAUAUGGAAAGAAUCUGAGCUUGAAGAGAGGAUUGAGCAAGUUGAUUUUCAACUACAGUCGGGUUUUCAGGAAGAGUUAGAGAUGGAAUUGUUGGUUUUGAAGGCUGAGCUUAAUUAUUGGGAGCGUAAUGAGGAGAUUCGUUUAUCCCAAAUUGCUAAGAAAAAAUGGUUAGAGGAUGGAGAUUAG